Messenger RNA from Contarinia nasturtii (swede midge), 2430 nucleotides. RefSeq names its product lachesin (gene DIP-delta). The transcript is spliced from 19 exons. Gene Ontology annotation, cellular component: neuron projection. The coding region runs from base 864 to 2222 and encodes 452 amino acids. Lineage: Eukaryota; Metazoa; Arthropoda; Insecta; Diptera; Cecidomyiidae. The record is from RefSeq and is a predicted model, not a curated record.
UCAUUGUCUGACUGUUAUCGUUCGAUUCUUUCGUGUUUAAGCACACCGUACAGUUUAUCGUUUAUUUUUGAAUUUUUCGAACGUUACGAAUUCGAUUUUGAUGUUGGUCAUGUUUUCCAAUGGAUUUCACAUCAAUCAAAUUCAGUUUUCAGUGAAUGGGAUUGUUUUUCAUUAGUGUGCACAUAAAAAAAAUGAAUUAAAAAAAUGUAAUAAAGAAAUUCACAGUUUUUUCUCAUGAUUGGAAACCAGUUGCGGAUAAAACGGAAAAAAGUAAUCGAAAUUCGUUGAGAUUGAGAUUUUUCGGAAUGGUACUGCAUUCAUUUCUAAUCUCACAUUGAAGAACUUAUAAAUGUUAAAUAAUCGAUUUGAAGUACAUUUGAUCGCGAAACGAUACGCAAACGAACCAAAAAAAAACGAACAGAACAUAAAAAGGGUUUUAAAUUCAGUUUGACUCAACAAAAAUAUUGUGUGCUACAGUUUGCGUUUGUAUGUGUGUGUGUGUGUUUUUAACGAACCCCAUCUGGCUGUGAAGGAUCACUAAAAUGAGAUAAAUUUUUAAAAUUCCAUCUCUUCGCCCGCUUCAAUAUACACAAAAAGGGUUCAAAUGUUAUAUUGUGAUCAGUGAGAAAUAUCAAUUCUUGGCUUCAACGCAUGCAAUUCGAUAUUCCAGCAAAAUUGGGGAUAGACAUAUAUGGAGAGAGAAAGAGAGUGCACAUAAUACUCAACCAUUGGGAUUCAACUGUAAAGCGAACACACGCACACAAACUCAAUAGAUCCGUGGAUUAAAAUUAUUGUCAAGUGUGUUUGACAUCGUAGUGAGAGACAUUACAAAAUAGAGCACUGAACAUAAAAAACGAUUCAAAAUGUUAUUGUUAAAUACAUUAAAAAUAGUGCUAAUUGCAUUAAACAUUUUACCAUAUCGAAUAACCCACAGAAAAGUGUUAUUUUUAGCUUAUUUGAUCACAUUAGUCUCACAAGUUAUGAUGGAUGAGCCUCGCUUUGCACAACCGAUUCCAAAUGUUACAGUUGCUGUUGGACGGGACGCCAAUUUGCCCUGUGUUGUUGAACAUCUGGGUGCAUAUAAGGUUGCAUGGAUCCACAUAGAUCGACAAAUGAUAUUGACGAUUCAUCGGCAUGUGAUUUCAAAAAUACCACGAUAUAGCAUCACUUAUGACAACGCAAACACAUGGCAACUGCAUGUCAAUCAGGCACAGCAAGACGAUAGAGGUUAUUACAUGUGUCAGGUCAACACAAAUCCGAUGAUAAGUCAAGUAGGAUAUUUACAAGUUAUUGUUCCUCCGAAUAUUUUGGACAUUGAAAGCACUCCAUCGUCGGUGGCUGUACGUGAAAAUCAAAAUAUCAAUAUGACAUGCCGAGCGGAUGGCUUUCCUGCACCAAAAAUCAUUUGGAGACGAGAGGAUGGUGAAUCAAUAACAGUGGAACGGAAAAAGAAAGGAAAAACAUCACCUGUGUACGAUGGAGAAGUAUUGCCGUUAACUAAAGUCAGCCGCAACGAAAUGGGAGCAUAUCUAUGUAUCGCAACGAACGGAGUCCCGCCGAGCGUUUCCAAACGUAUUACACUGGAUGUUGAAUUUUCACCGAUGAUAUUCGUUCCGAAUCAGCUAGUGGGCGCGCCAUCUGGAACUGAUGUCACAAUUGAUUGUAACACAGAAGCACAUCCAAAAGCAAUAAUAUAUUGGGUUUAUAAUACUGUCAUGGUGCUGCCGAGCAAAAAAUACAAGAUAGACUUCACGGAAAACUCCUACAGAGCACACAUGAAGCUCACAAUAAGGAAUUUGCAAGAAGGCGAUUUCGGAAACUAUAGAUGCAUUUCCAAGAAUUCUUUGGGUGAAACGGAGGGAUCAAUACGCGUCUAUGAAAUACCCUUACCGUCAUCACCGUCCAAGCAACUAACCCAUGUGAUCAACGAACCGAAAGAAACAAAUUUGGUGCUACGCAAUGACACAACUCGAAUUGUACAACCGGAGGUCAUCUAUCGUCCCGACACAUUGGGUCAAACAAGCAGCAAUACCAUUUCUGGUUCGUCAAAUGUCAUCGAUCGCAAAGGCACGGUUGCAUUUGGCCAGAGUGUUUUCUACACAGAUUAUCCACCGCAAGACAAUUCACUCAGUUCGGGAGCUUCCUUGCAUGAAUACGUGAUAAUUGGAUGCGUUAAACUGCUAUCGAUACACUUACUGGGCAAGUACAUGUUAUUGUCAUAAAACCAUAUACAUUUCAAACACAAAACAACAAACUAAAUUGUUAAUCUUAAAUUAUGAACCAAAAUGUACAUAUUUUCCCGGGAGACUAAUGUAUAAGUAUGUAUUUUUUGUGUAUUCUCGGUUUUUUGAAGUUGGACCUAUAUGAUAUAAAUACAUAUAUAUUUUGAUAAGUUGUAAAAAGCUUUUUCUUAUAUAGUUACAUAAAGAA